AUGGGUAGAAGGGAAGGAAAAGAAUCAGUGGUGUCGACAUGGAUCGGAGCUAGUGGUCGCCACAUAGGUGCUCAUCUUGGAAAGUUAAAGGUUGAAGUAGAGCUGCAUCCUACAUUCGCAAACCCCUUCCGAGUGCUCAAAGAGCCGCCAUUCGAGUUGGAAGAAACCGGUUAUGCAUCAUUUACGCCAAAACUUAUUAUCUACUUCAACACACCUCAUGCUAAGCCAUAUCCUGUGCAAUAUGACAUGAAUCUCAAACUUGAGAAACAUGCAUUCCAUCAGCAAGAAAUGACAUUUGCUAUGUCGGAUGUAACGCCAUCGUUUCUCGAGUUAGUGCGACGCUUUUGUGGAUCCACAGAUGGGAAGAGGAAGAAGCGUGAUGCCGAGACGUCAGGAAAUCGCACGAAAAAGUCUAAACAGGACGAAGCAAAGAGUCACAAUGACCAUAGUACGAAAGAGGGCAAAGAAAGCGAGAAGAAAAAGGAUUAUGGACGAGACAGUGAGAAGAGUAAGAAGAAGUCAAAGCGCUCAUCCAAGGAAAGUGAAGGAACUGAUCGUGAAGUGGUUCCUGCUCGUGAUGCUUCACCAGAGUCAUCACCUAUGGACACGUCAACUCUUCGUCUAACAAUAACGCCUCAACGUCCCGUCAAGGUGGCACCGAACAAGGCUGAAGAUCGUGGUAUGGACAGCUCCAGCGAUUCGUCUUCUAUGUAUGAUUCUUCUCCAUCGUCUUCGUCUUCUGUCGGAGCGUCCAGCCCUCCAUCCUCUCGAAGAGCACUGCCACUUCCUGAAUUGCAUCGCCGUUUGACGUCUCUCACAGACGAAAAUUUGAUAUUUAGAGUUGCUGAAAUUCUGCUUACACACCCCACAUCGACUACGAUGUUGCUGCCUUCGAAGCCGAGUAUCUCAUUCGAUCUCACAUCAGCAGAUGCUGCUCUUAUUGCUAAGCUAAGUCAUGUACUUAUGAAGACCGAGUGA
Molecule: messenger RNA, 978 nt
Organism: Haemonchus placei
Lineage: Eukaryota; Metazoa; Nematoda; Chromadorea; Rhabditida; Trichostrongylidae
Source: the annotation of a GenBank genome assembly